AACCGCCAUUAAACAAAGAAGAAUAACUUCCGGUUGGUGGCAGAAGCUAGACAAGCUAAUUCUAGUAGCCGUGUUGUUGUUGUUUUCUAUACCACAAUGACUUCAAAGAAAGGGAAGAAAGUCGUAAAUCAAGAAGAGCUCCGGCGACUGAUGAAAGAAAAACAAAGGCAAACAUCCGACAAGAAGCGUGUCGAGUCUCCGUUUGCUAAAUAUAACAGUUUGGGCCAUCUGAGCUGUGUGCUGUGCAACAUGCAGGUGAAGUCGGAGCUGCUGUGGCCCGCUCACGUCCUCGGAAAGCAACACAAGGAGAAAGUUACCCAACUGAAAACAGACAAACAAACACCGCAGAGUCAACCGGAAAAGAGGAAAGCACCAAACGACGAGGACGUCAACGGGAAGAAGGCGAAACUAACGCCAGGGGAAGGGCAGUCCGACUCGGCUGUACCUGGAGAUUUCUUUGAGCAGCCUGACUCUGCAAAGCCAGCAGGCAUCAGUUUGCUAGUCGGGGUUUAUGAUAAAGAUGGGGAUGACGAUAAUGAAAAGCAAGCGACAGAAGAAGCAGGAAACAACGACACUGCUCCGACAGCUGCGGAACCAGGCGAACUACCCGCAGACUUCUUCGACAGCUCCAUCCCCAUUAACCCCGCCGUUUCCCACUCGGGCUCCAUUCUAAAGGCGGAGGCGCCGGAGAAAAGCACCGAAAAGAAAGACCGCUCAGUCGAAGCGAUACCAGAGGGCUUCUUCGACGACCCGGUAAGGGACGCCAAGGUGCGCAACGUUGACGCGCCCAAAGACCAAAUGGACAAAGAGUGGGAAGAGUUCCAGAAGGAGAUACGUCAGGUGAACACCAAGUCGGAGGCCAUCGUGGCUGAAGAUGACGAGGAGGGCCGCUUGGAGCGACAGAUCGACGAGAUUGAUGAACAAAUUGAGUGUUACAGAAGAGUGGAGCUCCUGAGAGACAAAAGGGAUGUGGCGAAGAGGAGGUUUCAGCUGAGGAAGAAAAUGCAACCCAUGGAGACGGAUGUCAGCAUGGAGGAGGAAGAAGAGGAGAAUGAAGAAGAACUGCUUGGACUUCUGUCCCGGGACUGGCGGGCCAAAGGGGCAUUGGCGUAAAUUAUGUUUAUACUGGAAGAAACCCACACUUGAAAUUAAAUGUCAUGCACUCUCAAUUAUGUAUUAAACAAACUGAAUACAAAUUAAA
This is a messenger RNA of Nerophis ophidion (straightnose pipefish), 1201 nucleotides long. It is a transcript of the gene znf830, whose product is annotated as zinc finger protein 830. NCBI's taxonomy places the organism in Eukaryota, Metazoa, Chordata, Actinopteri, Syngnathiformes, Syngnathidae. Gene Ontology annotation, biological process: nuclear DNA replication; mitotic DNA replication checkpoint signaling; mitotic DNA damage checkpoint signaling. The record is from RefSeq and is a predicted model, not a curated record. The transcript has a single exon. Gene Ontology annotation, molecular function: zinc ion binding; nucleic acid binding. The coding region runs from base 97 to 1113 and encodes 338 amino acids. Gene Ontology annotation, cellular component: nucleus; spliceosomal complex.